AUGAGUCACCUCGCUCGCGCAGUCGUAGCUGCAGGUCUCACGGCCGCUGCAAAUGCUUCAUCCCUCGCCGAUGUCUGCACCAUCUCGAAUAUUCAGGCCGCUCUGCCUGCCAACGGUACUCUCCUCGGCAUCAAUCUGAUCCCGUCCGCUGUUACCGCAAGUGCUGUCUACAAUGCUUCCACUGGUAUGGCAGGCAUGGGCGGAGCAAGUUCUGGCAUCACCUACAGCUACUGCAACGUUACCAUCACCUAUACUCAUACCGGCAAGAACGAUGAGGUCGUUGUCAAGUACGCUUUCCCUCAGCCUUCUGACUUCAAGAAGCGCUUUUACGUCGCUGGUGGAGGUGGUUUCUCCCUUUCGAGCACCGCAACUGGAGGUCUCGAGUACGGCGCUGUCGGUGGUGCCACUUCUGCUGGAUAUGACGCUUUUGACUACAGCUACGACGAGGUCGCACUCGCUGGCGAUGGAUCCAUCAACUGGGACGCAACAUAUAUGUUCUCCUACCAGGCUCUGGGCGAGAUGACCAAGGUCGGUAAGUAUAUUACCGAAGGAUUUUACGGCAUGAACAACACCAAGAUCUACACCUACUACGAGGGCUGCUCUGAUGGUGGUCGCGAGGGCAUGAGCCAGGUCCAACGCUUUGGAGAUGAAUACGAUGGAGCUAUUACUGGUGCACCUGCCUUCCGCUUCGCUCAGCAACAAGUCAAUCACGUCUACCCGGCCACUGUCGAGCAUACUAUGGACUACUACCCUCCUCCCUGUGCGCUGGCCAAGAUCGUGAAUGCGACCAUUGCUGCUUGCGAUCCCCUCGAUGGUCGAACCGAUGGCGUCAUCUCCCGUACCGAUCUGUGCAAGCUACAUUUCAACCUGACUUCACUCAUCGGAGAGUCCUAUUACUGUGCUGCGGAGACUAGCUCAUCCCUUGGCUUCGGGUUCAGCAAGCGUCAGGCUGAGGGUAGUCAAACCAGCACCACUCCUGCACAGAACGGCACCAUUACUGCUCAAGAUGUUGCUGUCGCUCAAGCUGUCUAUGAUGGUCUCCACAGCUCGAAAGGAGAGCGUGCAUACCUCUCUUGGCAGAUCGGUUCUGAGCUUUCUGACGCUGACCCGACCUACAACACGAAUACCAGUUCUUGGGAGCUCAACAUCCCUUCGACCGGCGGCGAGUACGUGACCAAGUUUGUUCAGCUCCUGAACAUUGACAACCUCUCCGACCUUGAUGGUGUUACCUACGAUACUCUCGUUGACUGGAUGACCGUCGGCAUGGUCCGCUAUUUGGACAGUCUGCAGACCACUUAUCCUGACCUGACCACCUUCAAGGAGACUGGUGGCAAGCUCAUUCAUUACCACGGCGAAUCUGAUCCCAGUGUGCCUGCUGCUUCUUCAGUCCACUACUGGCAGUCAGUCCGCUCUGUCAUGUAUGGCCAUCUUUCGCACGAAGAUGCUCAGAAAGAGCUUCAGGACUGGUAUCAGUUCUACCUCAUUCCUGGUGCUGCCCACUGCGGAACCAACAGCCUUCAGCCUGGUCCUUACCCUGAGAACAACAUGAAUAUCAUGAUCGAUUGGGUCGAAAAUGGCAACAAGCCUUCGCGUCUGAAUGCUACUGUUUCAUCGGGCGAUUACGAGGGCGAGACUCAGAUGCUUUGCCAGUGGCCAAGCCGUCCUCUGUGGCAUGGAAACAGCACUUUUGACUGCGUACACGACAAGGCUUCCAUCGACAGCUGGACUUAUACCUUCCCAGCUUUCAAGACUGUUGUCUACUAG
Aureobasidium melanogenum CBS 110374 is the source of this 1764-nucleotide messenger RNA. RefSeq names its product tannase. NCBI's taxonomy places the organism in Eukaryota, Fungi, Ascomycota, Dothideomycetes, Dothideales, Saccotheciaceae. Bases 1 to 1764 code for a protein of 587 amino acids. The record is from RefSeq and is a predicted model, not a curated record. The transcript is spliced from 2 exons.